Messenger RNA from Lachancea dasiensis, 1668 nucleotides. NCBI's taxonomy places the organism in Eukaryota, Fungi, Ascomycota, Saccharomycetes, Saccharomycetales, Saccharomycetaceae. The record is from the annotation of a GenBank genome assembly.
AUGAUCACCAAUACAGCGACCUCGUCGUCAGACUCGUUUAUCGAAAGAGAAGUGAGGAAUGGUUGCCGAGAAGAAGAAAUUAAAGACCAGCAUCAACUGACUACAGGAUUAGCAAAACAAUAUUUAAAGACACGUUUCACCACUUUGUUCCCAUCAAAGGCCGUACUUCGGGAAAACUGGAACAAAUAUCCCUGGAAUCCAUUUCCUGCGUUAGUCCAUUUAAAUGCCAGACAAGUCCAAUAUUUUGUGGUGGGAUUUUUGGCUUGGACGUGGGAUGCCUUGGACUUCUUUGCAGUGUCACUGAAUUUAACGGAGAUUGCAGAGGAUCUCCACACACCGAUAAAAGAUGUUACACAUGCUAUUACCUUAGUGUUAUUAUUAAGGGUAGUAGGUGCCAUUUUGUUUGGCUAUCUGGGGGAUAGAUUUGGUCGCAAGCUGCCCUACUGUCUGUCAAUGUUUCUGAUUAUAGUGGUUCAGAUUGGCACAGGAUUUGUGAAGAAUUUCCCUGCCUUUUUAGGUUGCAGAGCUCUCUUUGGGGUGGUAAUGGGGUCUAUCUUUGGUGUAGCGAGCGCUACGGCUUUAGAAAAUGCACCAGAAGAAUCCAAAUCUAUUUUGUCUGGUAUCUUUCAAGAAGGUUACGCCUUGGGCUACCUGCUAGGUGUGAUAUUUAAGCGGGCCAUUGUGGAUAAUUCCCCAUAUGGGUGGAGGUCUUUUUUUUGGUUUAGUGCUGGUCCCCCAGCUCUCUUUAUUGUCUGGAGGCUACUUCUUCCAGAGUCCGAGGCCUUUUUAAAACGGCAAGUUCCUACCUCAGAGAGUUCUGGAGCAAAACGUGCAGAACCGCCAUCGUCCAGGUUUUGGAGAAAUGCAAAACUAGCCCUCAAAAGACAGUGGAUGACCUUAAUUUAUAUGGUCAUACUGAUGGCCAUGUUCAACUUCUCGUCGCAUGGCUCUCAGGACUUAUUUCCAACAAUGCUUUCUAAACAGUAUGGGUACUCAGAAGAUGCAUCAACUGUCACCAAUGCAGUGGCGAACAUUGGGGCGUUAGUUGGUGGUAUUCUGGUUGCACACGUAUCAUCUUUCAUCGGGCGUCGAUGCGCUAUUGUCCUGUGUUGCGUAGGAGGUGGUGCAUUUUUAUAUCCGUGGGGCUUUCUAUCAAACCCUCGACAACUAAACCCCUCCGUAUUUUUCCUUCAGUUUUUCGUUCAAGGAGCAUGGGGAGUAGUUCCCAUUCAUUUGACUGAGCUUUCUCCUGUUGAGUUUCGUACAUUUGUUAUUGGCGUUGCUUAUCAGUUAGGAAACAUGAUCAGUAGCGCAUCAUCUACAAUCGAGGCAAGUAUAGGAGAGCGUUUUCCAAUCGAAGGAAAGGAAGGUGUAUACGAUUAUGGAAAGGUAAUGUGCAUCUUUAUGGGAAGUGUUUUUGCCGCAUUGUUAAUAACAACCGUGCUGGGUCCCGAAAAUAAAGGUGGGGAGAUUGUCAUCGAUGAAGAACGUGUUUACGAAAGCAAUUUGGUUGCCAGAAACGAAUUUUAUGAUUUAGAGCGUGCAGCCUCUAUUGAAACGUCACAAUCAGCAUUUAAGCCGGUUCUUGAACAUGUUGCCGAUAUCGGCGCUUAUAAUAAUUCCGGCGAUGAUAGUCCAAAACCCGGCAGUAAUCAUAAUGCCAAGUAA